This is a messenger RNA of Capronia epimyces CBS 606.96, 957 nucleotides long. RefSeq lists its product as uncharacterized. Gene Ontology annotation, biological process: positive regulation of catalytic activity; deadenylation-dependent decapping of nuclear-transcribed mRNA; deadenylation-independent decapping of nuclear-transcribed mRNA. NCBI's taxonomy places the organism in Eukaryota, Fungi, Ascomycota, Eurotiomycetes, Chaetothyriales, Herpotrichiellaceae. The record is from RefSeq and is a predicted model, not a curated record. Gene Ontology annotation, cellular component: P-body. Gene Ontology annotation, molecular function: mRNA binding; enzyme activator activity. The transcript has a single exon. Bases 1 to 957 code for a protein of 318 amino acids.
AUGUCUUAUCGACGGCCUGGCAAUUCGAGGCGACAACAAUCUGUCGACUUCCCACGCUACCCUCCCAUGUCCUCCACGACACAGACACAAGCACAACAUCCCCAAGACGCUACUCCUCCUACGUCUAUACCAAUGCCUCUUGCCCAGCCACCUAUACAAGCCUCAGAUUACGAGUCGGAUUACCAAGGGUAUCAGUCAGACUACCCUCUAAAGCCUCCUCCCCCAGACCGCACCAACGAAGAACUCAACUUGUCAGUGCUCAGACGCAUCAAUCCUGCCAUAUCCUCCAUCCUUUCAAUUGCGCCUUAUGCCGUCGUCUACGAAUUUUCCCCUGCACCGCAACCGGAAUGGACCAAGACAGGUGUAGAGGGAUCCUUGUUCAUAUGUGAGCUUACCCCGGGACGGUACGGAGAGGAUCGAUAUUGCGCCAUAGUCCUCAACAGAAGAGGGCUAGAUAAUUUCGAGGCGGAGUUGAGAGAAGGAGAAAACGCCGGUGUCGAAGUAACAGGAGAAUAUGUCAUCAUCAGCUUCAAGGAGGGCCACGAGCAAAAGAUCUAUGGUGUCUACAUCUUUCAUGACGCGCCCGGGUCAUCCACCGAACACGCGCAGAAACUAAACGGCGACCUGAUGAAGUCGCUCGCCGAUCACGCAGGAGCGAGUAGACAAGCAGCUGAAGCUGCCGCAUCUGCUGCCGUUGCACAACACACCAAUGGGCAUAUGCAACAAGCUGAAGAAAUUUUACAACAUCAUCAAGCCAAUGCAGCCCUACCUGGGCAGCAGAUCAGUCUUCAACAGCUAUUUGGCCAGCAACGGGCAGCUGAUGCCAGCUGGAGUGUGAGAACACACAACCUGGAUGGAGCCCAACCUCAUAGCGCGACAGGUAUGGCACCUCAAGAAGCAGCACCUCAGAGGCCCGACGUUCUAGGAGACCUCUUUAGAAGAGCGGGUAUUUCUUAA